GACUCGCAGGCUGUCAGCAUCUGUUUAAACGUGUUGGCGAGCUCUGACGAGUCACUCAGGCUUCGUCAUGAAGGUCGUGCUGCUGCUGGCGCUGCUCACAGUCUGUGAAUGUGACAGCAGCAGGGUCAAAGGUCACACAGGUCAGGACGUCACUCUGCCCUGUAAAUAUGACAGGAAAUAUCACGGCGCUCUGUCAGUGUGCUGGCAGCGAGGAGAAAUACCAACCAGAGGCUGCUCCAAUCAGCUGAUCUCCACAGGUGGAGACAAAGUGUUAACCAGAGCUUCCAGCAGGUAUCAGCUGCUGGGCCGACUGGAGGACGGAGACGUCUCUCUGACCAUAAAGAGCCUGACAGAAGGAGACGCUGGACGAUACGGCUGCAGGGUGGAGAUACCCGGCUGGUUCAACGAUGACAAACAUCACUUUGACCUGAGCGUCGUCACAGCGCCACAAACUCCCACAUGGACGGCGCCAGACUCAGACACGCCCACAGAGCCGACGGCAGCCUCUGAAGGUCACAUGACCUCUGCAGAAAGCCUCCUGACUUCGCCCUCCACCAUGACGAGCAGCAGCGAGGGCGAGGACGGCGGUCAGCUGAUGGUGGUGGUCGUCUGCGUCCUGCUGGGCCUGGUGUCUCUGCUCGCCAUCGCAGGACUCCUGGUGAGAAGACUGAAGCUCCUCCACACAGUCCCUCGGCAGCAUCGGCAGAUCAGCGGCUCGGUGCGGUUCAACCCCACGUCGUCAACUCUGCAGCUGCACGCUCAGCCCGCCGCCGUGGACAACAUCUACCAGAUGGAUGGUGGUGAGGGAGGCGUAUACGAGAACUGCCCCUGAGCUCUGAGGCUCCACCCACUCAUCUGCAGAGCCUGGAGGCAGGACAAUGACGAGCUCUUCCGGACUUUAAGGGAACAUCGAGGACAGGCAAGACAACAGCUUUGCCCUGAGAAGCGUCCAGUAUUUUAGGAAGAUGGCCUUGCUCUCACGCUUUGCUUUGAAAGUGUCCAAUCAGAGAGCUACAGCUGUGGUCCCAGGUGACUAACCCCACCUUCAGGCUGGAGGUUUGCAGGCAGCAGGUGUUUAACAGACUCAGAGCUAACAUGUAAAUAAAGAUGUAAAGAGCUUUUAUUGUGAAAGGUUUGGUGAGGUUUCCUGUUUUUUCAGAUUUAAUUUAAUAAAAUGU
Pelmatolapia mariae (spotted tilapia) is the source of this 1178-nucleotide messenger RNA. RefSeq names its product hepatitis A virus cellular receptor 1 homolog. The record is from RefSeq and is a predicted model, not a curated record. Gene Ontology annotation, biological process: cytoskeletal rearrangement involved in phagocytosis, engulfment; apoptotic cell clearance. The transcript has 7 exons. Gene Ontology annotation, molecular function: phosphatidylserine binding. Bases 68 to 832 code for a protein of 254 amino acids. NCBI's taxonomy places the organism in Eukaryota, Metazoa, Chordata, Actinopteri, Cichliformes, Cichlidae.